Solenopsis invicta (red fire ant) is the source of this 1098-nucleotide messenger RNA. RefSeq lists its product as uncharacterized. Bases 1 to 1098 code for a protein of 365 amino acids. NCBI's taxonomy places the organism in Eukaryota, Metazoa, Arthropoda, Insecta, Hymenoptera, Formicidae. The transcript has 2 exons. The record is from RefSeq and is a predicted model, not a curated record.
AUGUACCGGCAAAUAUUGCUUCACGAAUCGCAAACGCAUAUGCAACCCAUAUUAUGGCGCGAGGAUUCGGAUGCUCUGAUUAACGAAUACGAAUUCCUUACCGUAACACACGGGACGAGUUCGGCAUCAUUUCUGGCCACUAGAUGCCUUCAGCAUUUGGCACAGAGGUGUGCAUCCGAGUAUGCGGUUGGAGCAAGAUGCGUCUUACGAGACUUCUACGUGGACGACUUGCUCACCAGUGCCGACACUAUACCAGAAUUGAAACGCGCGCGCGAAGAAAUGGUUGCGUUAUUGAGGCGCGGACAUUUUGAGUUAGGAAAAUGGGCAUCCAACGGCCGAGAUUUACUGCAGGACGUGGAAGGCGCGACAGAUACAAGCAUAGCGUUGGGCGACAAUUCAAACUCCAGGAUCUUGCAUGAAACCCGGACUUGGAAGUCUCAGGUCGAAUGGAACGAAUCGCUGCCUCAGAAUAUGCAUUGUCGGUGGUUGGGGGUGAAACGGCAGCUGGCGCAUUUGGGCGAGCUACGCGUACCGCGCUUUGUCGGGUGCGUGGGCGAUGCCCGCGUAACACAACUGCAUGGCUUCUGUGAACGAGCGUAUGGCGCGUGCGUUUACGUCAGAACGCAAGUGUCCGGGACAUGCCGGGUUCGACUGUUAGCUUCUAAGUCGUGGGUCGCGCCUAUCAAAGCUAUAUCACUACCCCGUUUGGAGUUGAGCACAGCUUUACUAUUGGCAAGACUAAUGGAAAAAGUUCAGGCAGCAAUAGAGUGCUUGGGAGCUAGAGUAGUCUUAUGGUCGGAUUCCACUAUCACAUUGCAGUGGAUUCUCCUCUCUGAGUCUCGGAAGUGGGGAGCGUUUGUAGCAAACCGGGUGGGAGAAAUCCAGCGUACAACAGAAAACGCAGACUGGCGGCACGUGCCGUCCGCGGAGAAUCCGGCCAACGUGUUUUCGCGCGAUGCUGGUUUGGCGGUCUUAACUCCAGCGGUCUUGUCUCCAGCAUGUGGUGGAACGGUCCACCGUUCUUGCAGCUUGACGAGGGGCAGUGGCCGACGAGAAAAAUUGAACUAUCAGAAGAAUUGCCGGAGCAGAAAAGAGUGA